Fusarium keratoplasticum is the source of this 1011-nucleotide messenger RNA. RefSeq lists its product as uncharacterized. The record is from RefSeq and is a predicted model, not a curated record. The coding region runs from base 1 to 1011 and encodes 336 amino acids. The transcript has 2 exons. Lineage: Eukaryota; Fungi; Ascomycota; Sordariomycetes; Hypocreales; Nectriaceae.
AUGGCAGCCCCCUACGCAAAUGACCAUCUCAACCCCAACGGGCCGGACGAUGCCCGUCCUACGGCCCUCAAAAUCAUUCGAGACGAAGACCUCGACGGGAAACUCACUGGCAAAGUCUUCUUAAUCACAGGUUGCACCUCGGGUAUUGGUAUCGAAAUCGCUAGGGCGAUCCACGCCACAGGCGCCGAUGUGUACAUUACAGGUCGGCAGGCCGACAAGGGAAAGGAGGUUGUCAAUAGGAUCCUAGCAGAUGGAAAGCCAGGGAAGGUCGUUUACUUGGACAUGUCUCUUGACUCAAUUGCAAGCGCCAAGAAGGCGGCGGCCAACUUCUUGGGGCUCUCCAAGACUCUCAAUGUCCUUAUCUGCAACGCGGGUAUUGCCCUUGCACCCCAAGGAACCACAAUGGACGGCAAUGAGACACACUUUGGCGUCAACUAUGUCGCCCACUUUGCCUUGUUCCAUGAACUACGCGACACCCUUCUGGCAUCGGCAACUCCUGAGUUCUCAUCACGAGUAGUGACUACGUCAUCCAUGGUUCACGCAAUGAGCACCUUAUUGCUCGAUGACUACAACUUUGAACGCACCCCCUAUGGGCCUUAUGUAGCUUAUGGCUCUUCCAAGACGGCCACCCUCUGGAUGGCAAAUGAGAUUGAGAGGCGCUACGGCUCCAAGGGCCUCCAUGCAACCUCGGUGCAUCCCGGAGCGGUCUUGACAGAGAAGAUCAGCGCUCAAAUGGGAGGAUCUGAGGGAACGAUGCAGAAUCCUGCCAUUGGCCUAUAUAUGAAGAGCAUAGCGCAGGGUGCUGCAACCACAGUUUGGGCGGCUGUUGGUAAGGAGUGGGAGAAGAGAGGCGGCCGUUACCUUGCAGAGGUAUCCGAAGCCGGCCCGCUGAGAGGAUCAGAGACCGAUAUCAUCAGGCUUGGCUACGCGCCUCACGCAUAUGAUGAGGAUGGGGAGAAGCGGCUGUGGAAGAUAGGGCUUGAGCUCAUUGGAGCACAGGACGAUGCUUGA